This is a messenger RNA of Acaulospora colombiana, 912 nucleotides long. The record is from the annotation of a GenBank genome assembly. NCBI's taxonomy places the organism in Eukaryota, Fungi, Glomeromycota, Glomeromycetes, Diversisporales, Acaulosporaceae.
AUGGAAUUCAGGGAGGCUCUCGGUCGUAGGAGCUUGAAAACAUUCGAAGAGGGGAAUAACCCGAAAAAACGUCUUCUCUCGUUGAACUCCACUCCCAAUUUUUCACUUUCUUCGAAUGACCUUAAAUCGGCUACGUAUGGAUAUGGGCCACCAUUCCUCUUCUCCCUUCCUGAACCGGUUGAGGACCCUUGGAAAUUCAAGUCCUCUCCGGCACUGAGGAAAAUUGGUGCGAGACCUUUGUCCGCUAACGCUUUGCGUAGGAGAAGAAGAGCCAUGAACUUACAUCUACAUGGCUCUCAGCAAAUCAAUCCCGAAGACAUGUAUAACGAAGAAAUGAAUGAAAAUAUUGAAUCAAUCGACGAAAAGCCGGACAGGAGUGGCACCGGCCGAUCGAAUUCAAAUGAUGACUGGGUGCACAAACUAAGCCGAGUUCCAGCAUUAGAGGAUGCGUGUAAGCGAUGGGAGAAAUAUCCUUUUCAAGAGUUUAAAAAAAAGUUACCUCUUCCGCUUUCAAUAGUUUUCCUUAACAGUUCCUUGCUCGUUGGCACAUGCAUGAACCGUGAUCCUACCGUGUUCGCAAGAGCAAAGGUUUCCGCCGAAGCGUUCGGUGAAAUAAUUAAUAAUUUAAUGGAGCAGUUCUCAUACAAAACAAUGCUUUUCAUGGUUGCCAUCGUGAUCGCGAUAUUCGUAUCACGGGCUCUAGUGGAUCUUUUCAAAACACGCUUUCUCAAUGACUUCACGCGAUCGAUACCUCACGAUGUGCAUCCUUCACCGGCACCGAUGACUCCAAUGCAGGCUCAUUCCAUAACACCUAUUCAACAUCACAUUUCCCCCGGAAAUUCCGCAAAUCAUUCGAUGACUCCACAGCGAAACAGCGUUGGAGUGUAUUACGUUAUGAACCCUCCAAUUUAA